AUGACGAGUCUUUCGACCCAAAUCGUGAUCGAUGAUGACUUGAUGGAGUACGAGCUGAACCCCAAGAUGCUCACUUCUCUGGAACCCCGGGCACAUCAGGCAAAGCGGCCCCACUUCAUGAUCCAUGAUUCUUCCCGUCCAGCACCAUCAACGCUUGUGAUUGGCUCUUUCCGAUCAGCAGCGCAGCCUGUUACUGAAGAGGAUUCCCUCCGAGCUCCCGAGUCGCCAAAUCGCAGUACAGCACGUCGUCUUCUGAAGACUUUGGACUCUGUCGCUGGUGUUGCAAGCUCUGAUCUUCCAAAGUCUCUGGAAGCCUCUCCUGCUUGGAAGCAUGGGGCUUCUGGUCAUGAUGACUUUGGCCAGCCGAUUCUUGACUUUCCAGCAAAGGAGGAUGAGUCCCAGGCCGAGCAGAUUGAUUCCCUGCUUGAUAGCAUCUUUGUCUUUGGUCAUCCUGAACCCAGUGGCACCACUGGUGAAGGGAGUGCUGCCUUUGUGGGCUCCAUGCCGCAUGAUUUCCUUGCUGGCUCUGAAGGCUCUGUGGACAAGUCCGCACCCCUUGCUCAUGGUGGUGGGAUCCCUGCUGAGGUCUCUACUGGCUCUCUGGUGGCCUGUGAGAUUGCUGUGAGCUCUGUGGGCAACCAUGAGAUGCCUGAUGGCUCUGUGGGCAACACCACAUUGCUCCGCGACCAUGAGAUCCCUGCUACCUCUGUAGGCAAUGGGACAGAUCAGAUCCAUGUGGAUGAGGAUGCAGCUGAAGAUUUUUCGCUGACCCCAGCUGAGAUUGCUACGGAUGAGAGUGGUGCUGAUGGUGUUCCACCAGCAGAUCCUAUCCCCAUGACACAGGAGGAGAUCUCGCGUGAGAAACAUCGCAAGUCUAGCCGUGCUUGGCAUGAGAAAUGGGUGUCGAAAGGUGUUCCACGUGUGGCGCCGGCUGUGGCUCCGGCUGUGGCACCGGCUUCCACACCGGUUGCAGCCCCAGCAGUUGGCCCAGAUGCUCCUGGCGAAGCAUCUCCGCCUUCGACUCCGGCAUCCUCACUUGCGAGAGCCCGUGAAGCUUCCAUCUCUGAGUGGAUUCGGAACAGUGAGUUACCCCAGUCCCAAGAACGUUUUAGGGCUGCCUGCAGGGCUUGGAUGGAAUCGUCCACUCGUGCCAAUAUCCUAGCUACGCGUGCUGGUGUUCAGGCAUGA
Molecule: messenger RNA, 1188 nt
Organism: Cladocopium goreaui
Lineage: Eukaryota; Dinophyceae; Suessiales; Symbiodiniaceae
Source: the annotation of a GenBank genome assembly